AUGUUGCGCAGAGCUCUCGCCGGAGCAAUCACGCGCCUCUCAUCCCCCGGUUUCUCCAGCCCGCUCCGCCCGCUCAGACCCUCGCGCCUCUCCACAUGGAGAGAACCCGGUGCCGACGGCGGCGCCGGCGACAGCGAGGGGGAGGACGACCCCUUCUCCUUCCCGGACCAGCAGAACCUCCCGCCGGACGUGUCCCGCGGCGUGGACGCCGUCGUCGCGGCAACCGAGUGCUCCCACACGGACGCCACGCGCGCCAGGGACCUCCUGCAGCAGUGCGGCGCCGCGCCCUCCGAGACGCUCGUGGUAGCCGCGCUCUCCCGCCUCCGCAACAGCUGGGCGGCCGCGCACGCGGCCUUCCGCUGGGCGUCCGCGCGUCCCGACUACACCCCCGGCCGCCACGCGUGCCACUCCAUGCUCGCCAUCCUGGCCCGGCACCGCCGCUUCGACGACGCGCGGGCGCUGCUCGACGAAAUGCGGCGCAGGUCCCUCGCGUCCCCGCGGGCGGUGCUCCUGCUCAUCCGCCGCUACUGCGCCGCGCGCGACGUGGCUAGCGCCAUCGCGGCCUUCCGCUCGCUCCGGGGGUUCGGCUUCGAGCCGGGCCUCGCGCAGUUCCAGGGCCUCCUGAGCGCCCUCUGCCGGCACAAGAACGUCAGGGACGCGGAGCACCUGCUCCUGUCCAGCGAGGAGGAGUUCCCGUUCGAGACCAAGAGCUUCAACAUCGUGCUCAACGGGUGGUGCGGCGCGGUCUGCAGCGCGCGGGAGGCCAAGCGGUUCUGGACCGCCAUGGAGGUCCGGGGCAUCGAGAGGGACGUGGUGUCGUACGGCAGCAUGAUCUCCUGCUUCUCGAGGGCCGGGAGCCUGGACACGGUGUUGAAGCUGUUUAACCGCAUGAAGGACGCUGGCGUUGUGCCGGACCGGAGAGUUUACAACGCGGUCGUGCACAAGCUCACCAAGGGGCAGUGCGUGGACGAGGCGAGGGCGCUUGUCCGGAGCAUGGAGGAGAAAGGGGUUGCGCCGGACACGGCCACUUACAACUCCCUGAUCAAGCCUCUCUGCAAGGCUCGCCGGGUCAAGGAGGCAAGGGAAAUGUUCGAUGAGAUGGUCGGAAGGGGGCUACUGGCGUCGGUGAGGACGUUCCAUGCAUUGUUUGAUGUGGCUGCGAGCCCCGAUGAGGUGUUUGAGCUGCUGGAUAAGAUGAAGACUAUGCACUGCGAGCCGGAGAUUGACACUUACAUUAUGUUGAUCAGGAAGUUCUGUCGGUGGAAGCAGCAUGACAGCGUGGAAAAACUGUGGAACGCAAUGCCUGCGAACGGGCUGAGCCCUGAUCGGAGUGCAUACAUUGUGUUGAUACAUGGGUUGUUCUUGAACGGGAAGCUAGAGGAGGCAGCAAAGUAUUACGAGGAAAUGAAAGCCAAGGGCUUUCCACCCGAGGAGAAGACUGAAUCAAUGAUACAGGCGUGGCUUGCAGGCCGAGAGCUUGCCAAGGCGUCAGCUGCUGUUGGCUCAAGAGGUGGUUCUGUGUCUCUCAAAGUAACUCGCAGAGAGUGGUAAAGAUGAAAAUCGUUUGAAAUUGAUCAACGACAAGAAACACAGAAGAGGUUGUUGUGGAGUAACUGCUAGAUAAGUUGGAGAGAAAUUAUUACUCAGAAAUAAGAUUCUGACUACUCACCAUAGUACUAUCUUUCCCCAGUUUAUUUACAUUCUCAAUAAGAUCAUUUGGGCGUCGACUGGAAUUAGAAAGUGCAACCUCUGUUUAAUCUUGGUGUUUGAAAGUGCAACCUUUAAUAUAUUUCU
Messenger RNA from Lolium rigidum, 1794 nucleotides. RefSeq names its product pentatricopeptide repeat-containing protein At5g15010, mitochondrial-like. The transcript has a single exon. The record is from RefSeq and is a predicted model, not a curated record. Lineage: Eukaryota; Viridiplantae; Streptophyta; Magnoliopsida; Poales; Poaceae. Bases 1 to 1551 code for a protein of 516 amino acids. Gene Ontology annotation, molecular function: protein binding.